AGGAAAAGCAGCUGACUUGAUGUGGUAUAGGUUCUCCCCCUCCUUCCCUCCCUCCCUCCCUCCGCCGUCCCGUCCCAAAGGGGUUUGAUUUGAUUUGAUCCGUGGAGGAGGGUGACGCAGAGGCAACGUGGAGCAAAUAAUGCAGUCCUGAGGUAGCAGUACCAGUACUCCAGUAGUGGUAGUUUUUCUCUGGGCUUGGGGGCGUGCUGCUGCUGCUGGUGAAAGAUCUUGAUUGGGGCGAGCGAGACCGGGGUGGUUGUCAUGAUGCGCCGUAGGGUCCAGCGCCGGGGUGGUUGCUGAUGCCGUGAUUGGGCUUGGGUUUCUUUCAAGGUGAUAUACUAGAUCUCAUCUCAUCGCCCAGGGAUGAGAUUUGAGGGGGAGGCAGACCUUGUGCCGAGGGCCUGAGGCAGCAGAGCUUCUCUCCGGUUGAUGGGGCCGCCUGCUCCGCCGACGACGUCCCCGGCACCACGGCUCGCCGGGUUCGAGGGGGAGCUCCGUGGCGCUCCGGCGCGCUGCUGAUCGGGCUUCUGGGAGGAGGAGGAGGAGGAGGAAUUCUGCUGUCUUUCCUAUUGUUUUCGGAGGAGGAAGAAGUGAAGGGGGGAUACCACAACUUGAUCUUUGGUCCCUCAUCAAGGUACUUGUGUGUUCUCCUUUUUUGUCUCUCCUGCUGCUGGGGAAAUGGAAUGAUGAAUUGAUGAUCUUCUUGCCAUAACUAACUGACGAUUCCACUUGUGUGAAGAAAGUGGCAGCAGCUUUGCCGUGCGAGUAGGAGGAGGAGGAGCGCCGGAGAUCUUCGGCUCUGGCAUGGGCUCUUUUGGGAUGGAGUGGAACCAGAGGAGCUCGGUGCUGUGGGACUGGGAGAAUUUCCCGCCGAUAGGCGAGAACCCCAAGAAUGCGAUGCAGGCCGAUCCAAGAUUUGCCGCCGUUGCGGCUACCAUGGGGAACGAACCGCUCCAUUCUUCUGGCGGCAGCGGCAGCGGCAACUUCUCUUCCAGCUCGGAGAUGGGAUAUGGCUCUUCCAAGAGCUCCAUGUCCGCGUCGAUCGAUUCUUCGUCCAAGGCUGGGAACAACAUGGAGUUCAGAUUUGCGCCCGUCAAAAACACUGAUAGGAACAUGAGCAAGAAUACCGAGCUGGGUAAAGUUGAUAACACGAGAACUGGAACAUCUCCGUCGCCUGUGGUGGCAGUGAGCAGUGGGGAGCCGGUGAUCGGCCUGAAGCUCGGCAAGAGAACCUACUUCGAGGAUGUCUGUGGAGGGCAGAGUGUCAAGAGCUCGCCAUCGGGUGCUGUGAGCGCGCCAAACAAAUCUCCUGCUGUGGGCAAGAAGGCAAAGGCGGAACAACAGAAGCCACAUAACUCAUACUGUCAGGUUGAAGGCUGCAAAGCCGAUCUCUCUACUGUUAAAGAUUACCAUCGGAAGCACAGAGUCUGUGAACUUCACGCUAAGGCUCCCAAAGUUGUUGUCGCUGGUCUGGAGCGACGCUUUUGCCAACAGUGCAGCCGGUUUCAUGCUUUAGCCGAGUUUGACCAGAAAAAGCGAAGCUGCCGUAGGCGUCUCAAUGAUCAUAAUUCCCGCAGGCGCAAGCCACAGCCAGAAGCAAUUUCUUUCAGUUCAUCAAGGAUGUCUACAAUGUUUUAUGAUGCAAGGCAACAGCCAAAUUUCCUAUUCGGUCAGGCUCCUUAUGUUCAAAUGAGAAGCUGUGGAAGUUCUUCAUGGGAUGACCCAGGAGGCUUCAAAGUUACACACACAAAAGCUCCUUGGUUAAAGCCAACAACUGCUGCAGGUGUUCAUGGGAUGCAUUUAUCUAGUCAGCAGAUGUCGGACAAUAUUAUGCCGCAUGGUGCACAUCAUGGUUUCGAUGGGUUCAUGUCAUUCAAGGGAACUUGUACAAAGUUCCCUAAUCAAGGUGUCCAAGCUUCUGCUGUUGCUUCCGACUCCAGUGGAGCCCCGGAUCUUCAGCAUGCUCUCUCUCUUCUGUCAAGCAACCCAGUGGGUGCUGCCAACCUCCAGCCAAGUCCCCAGAUGCACUCUGGGGUGGCAGCCAUUGCCGGCGCCCCCAACCCCGCGAUGCACGCGCUGGGAUCAUCGGUGGGGCUCUGGCUAGACGGCGGCCAGCCCCUCGAUGAUCACCCGCGGUUCCAGGUCUUCGAGCGCUGGGGGGACCAUGACAGCGAGCUCCAGCUCCCAAAGCCUUCCUACGACCAUGCCUCGCACUUCGACCGGAUGCACUGAUGAUGGCUCCGGUCCACUGGGUGCGUGAUUUUGUCACGCGAUCAACGCCCGUUUCUUCGGCCUGAAACUCGGAAUGCUGAAUUUACUUUGCUUUGACGCCGUUGCCUGCCUCGAGGCCUAUGGUUUUGGCAAUGCCUAGAAUAAAGGCGCACACGAAACAGACUUAGGAUCAAAGUGACCCAGUCGUGUUGCCAUGGAAAAAGAUCUUGAUCCAUCAUUUAGCCAUUUGUCUGAAUAAUUCUGAACUUGCUAUGUUUCUGAAUUGCUUCUGCAACUGUAACUGAUCAUGGUUUUAAAUUUUUGAUGAUGA
Triticum aestivum (bread wheat) is the source of this 2542-nucleotide messenger RNA. RefSeq names its product squamosa promoter-binding-like protein 3. NCBI's taxonomy places the organism in Eukaryota, Viridiplantae, Streptophyta, Magnoliopsida, Poales, Poaceae. The record is from RefSeq and is a predicted model, not a curated record. Gene Ontology annotation, cellular component: nucleus. Gene Ontology annotation, molecular function: DNA binding. The transcript is spliced from 5 exons. The coding region runs from base 805 to 2232 and encodes 475 amino acids.